Leptidea sinapis is the source of this 1648-nucleotide messenger RNA. RefSeq names its product vacuolar protein-sorting-associated protein 36 (gene Vps36). Gene Ontology annotation, molecular function: ubiquitin binding; phosphatidylinositol-3-phosphate binding. The transcript is spliced from 7 exons. The record is from RefSeq and is a predicted model, not a curated record. Gene Ontology annotation, cellular component: ESCRT II complex; late endosome membrane. Bases 408 to 1604 code for a protein of 398 amino acids. Gene Ontology annotation, biological process: protein transport to vacuole involved in ubiquitin-dependent protein catabolic process via the multivesicular body sorting pathway. NCBI's taxonomy places the organism in Eukaryota, Metazoa, Arthropoda, Insecta, Lepidoptera, Pieridae.
AAAACUCGUAAAUAAUUGUAAUCUGAAUCUGAAAUGCAGCAAAUAAUAAUACUUUUUAUAUUUUUUAAUUCUUAAAAGUUAUUCUGUUAACCCUGUACCAAGUUUUGAAUUUGUGCGCAAGUUUAUAAUUAAAUUAUUAUAAAAUACUAUUUAUUAUUGAUUAAAUGUUGAUUAAUUAAGGUCUAAUUAUAAAUAAGAUGCAACCCAUUAUAAAAAAAUUCUUUCAUUGUUGUAUAUUGUGAAUAUAUCCUGUUAAUAUUAUAGUGAACUUACAUAUUUUAUGAUGUAAGUAUACUUACGAGUAACGAUUAUUGUACUGAGUCCUGACUGCAAGAUACAUCUUGUUCAUGGAGUCGAUUGAUCAUUAAUAUUUAAGUAAGUUCUGAACUACCUCAAGAAAGUGAGAAAUGGAUAGAUUUGAGUACAUGGAAGCUCGUUUAUUUGAAGGCGAAACUUAUGUUAAACGCGACAAAAAUGUUAAGCUUUAUGAUGGUGAAGAUAAGACUCAUUACGUUGAUGGUGAAGUAGUCCUCACUUCACAUAGAUUACUUUGGGGGAAGCCUGGAGAUAUUCCUAAAGGACUUAUUUGUUUAUCUCUUUAUUUAUAUUAUGUAUUUUGUUUGGAAGAAGAGAAUGGUGGUAUGUUUGGUCUGGGUAGACCAAAACGUAUCAUUUUACAUCUAGGACCAUCUCUUCCAGGUAAAAAACCAGGACCUGCGGUAAUAAGUACCUAUCACUUUAUUAAACUAUCAUUUAAAGAUGGCAUAGAUGCAGCAUUUUAUAAAGCUCUUAGUGAUGCUGUCUCGUCAAAGGCAUGGGAGCGACAGCCAAUAGAAACAAAUGCCUUUUCAAGCCCUAAUAGUCCGAAAGCAUCAGUUGCUCCCACUAGUUCUAAGAUUAGAUCGGGAAUUUUGGGUAUCGAGAGAAGUAUUGAAGAGCAGCAUAGGGCUACAGAUGAAAGUAUCAGUGUGGCUUUUCAAGAUUUGACUAAAUUAAUGGAGAAAGCAAAAGACAUGGUUUCAAUUUCUAAAACUAUAUCAUCAAAAAUUAGAGACAAACAGGGCGAUAUAUCAGAAGAUGACACUGUCAGAUUUAAAUCAUACCUAAUGAGCCUUGGUAUUGAUGAUCCAGUUACCAGGGAUGCAUUCCGAUCUGACUCGGAGUAUUAUAUGGGCCUUGCGCAGCAGUUAUCUGAUAUGAUGGUCGGAGUUUUGCUGGAAUGUGGCGGACUUAUGUCAUUAGCAGAUGUUUGGUGCAGGGUCAACAGAGCUAGAGGUCUAGAGUUAAUAUCACCAGAAGACUUAUUGAAUGCAUGCAAAUUGCUGCAAACAAUAGAUGCCCCGAUGUCUCUACGGAAGUUCCCGAGUGGAGCGUGUGUUCUUCAGCUCAACAGCCAGAGAGAUGAGGAAGUGGCCAAAGCGACUAGUCAGAUGAUUGAAGAAAACGGCGCACUCACACCAGAAAAACUAUCACAAAUUGCAAAUGUUUCCGUCCUACUUGCCCGAGAACGACUGUUUACUACAGAAAGAUUGGGUUUAGCUUGCAGAGACGAAUCUAUUGAAGGAUUAGCAUUUUAUCCAAAUCUAUUUUUAUCUAAAGUGUAAAUUAAAAAGAAUUAAUGAUGAUUAUAUAAUUAUUUUCAAUGUUA